This is a messenger RNA of Plectropomus leopardus (leopard coralgrouper), 1164 nucleotides long. RefSeq names its product regulator of G protein signaling 16 (gene rgs16). Lineage: Eukaryota; Metazoa; Chordata; Actinopteri; Perciformes; Serranidae. The record is from RefSeq and is a predicted model, not a curated record.
UGAGCUCCACUAAACGGAUAUUUAAGCGCCAUCUGACCGAGACACCACAACCACCAGCUCCAACCUGCUGCUACAGUAUGUGCAAAGGACUAGCAUCACUGCCUACUUGCUGCUUGGAAAGAGCCAAGGAGCUGAAAGCAAGGCUGGGAAGCAUUUUGCAGAAAUCUAACUGGAAUCUGUCCUGCUGCAAAAUGGGGAAAAAUAAGCCAACUCUGGAAGAAUGCCUCAGGUGGAAAGAGUCCUUUGAAAAACUUCUGUCCAGCAAAUAUGGUCUGUGUGCCUUCACAGCGUUCCUUGUGUCUGAGUUCAGCGAGGAGAACAUUGCGUUCUACUUUGCCUGCGAAGAUUACAGGACUACUAAGUGUCCUGCCCAACUACCCACAAAAGCCCAGAAGAUAUAUGAUGAAUUCAUUGGCAGUGAUGCUCCCCGGGAGAUCAACAUAGACCACGAAACUCGUGACAUCACCAGAGCAAACAUUCUGGUGGCGUCUCCCUCCUGUUUUGACCCGGCCCAGCACAAGAUCUACAUGCUGAUGGCCAAAGACUGCUACCCUCGCUUCCUCCGCUCACCAGCCUACAAGGAUCUGGUGUGCCAAGCCAAGCCAAGCACCAAGGCCGCCAAGCAGCCCCGGCAGCAGAAGAAGGCGUGAACUCUCUUCGUGAGCCCAUGGAGGAUUGGUAGUAGUUUGCCUUAAGGGUUGAGAAGGCAAGAGAGGCAUGGCAUUAGGUGUUGCAUCAUGAAGCUGGACGCAGGUGCAGACACAGAGAUCGUCAUGAGAGCAGCGUUAGAUGGACAUGCUCUGUAGAGUAGACACUGAAGAUUGAGGAGAAGUGGGAAAUAGUGGAAAAGUUUAAGGGUGAUGCCUUAAGAGGACUGUGUUGUGAACACAGAUAAAGUUUGGAUAUCAAAGUGAAACAGACUGAGUGACAAUCAAACAAGAGGGAAGAAGGAAAGCACUUUUCUUUGCCAUCUGGCAAACUUUUUGUGGUUGUGAUGUGCAAUUUCUCUUUAUCAAAGUCUUACACUGUACACAGGCAUGUACUGUAUUAUUUUGUAUUUAUUUGUAUUUAUUUGCCUGUAAUAUAUAUUCCUUGCAUUUUUACCAAAACGAAAUUGUGCAAUUUUAUUUAUAAUGUAUUUAUAUCACUGUUGUCUUUUUUACA